CGCCAUCUGGCGCUCGGCAGCCAUGGCCGGCGGACGGCAGGGUGCGCAGCUGCCGCAUCUCAGCAAGAUGGAGCGGGUGGUCGUGAGCAUGCAGGACCCCGACCAGGGCGUGAAGACGCGGAGCCAGCGCCUGUUCAUCACCGUCAUCCCGCACACCGCGGCAGGCGGCGACGUCGUGGCGUGGCUGAUCCGGAAGUACUGCAUCUCAGAGGAGGAGGCCCUGCACCUGGGCACUCUGCUAGUGCAGCACGGAUAUCUGUACCCUCUGCGCGAGCCCCGCAGCCUCGUGCUCCGCCUGGACGACACGCCCUACAGAUUUCAGACGCCCUAUUUCUGGACGAGCACCGUGUGGCCAGCUGCUGAGCUGGACUACGCCAUCUACCUGACAAAGAAGAACAUCCGAAAGCAGGGGGCCCUGGUCGGGCAUGAGAAGGAACACUAUGACCAGCUGCACAGGAAGAUCAACCACACUUGGGACCUGGUGGUGAUGCAGGCUCGGGAGCAGCUGCGGGCAGCUAAGCAGCGCAGGAAGGGGGACAGGCUGGUCAUUGCGUGCCAGGAGCAGACGUACUGGCUGGUGAACAGGCCCCCGCCGGGUGUCCCCAGUGUCCUGGAGCAGGGUCCAGAGCGCAGCUCCUGCACUGCUGGGGGAGUGCAGAUGGUGAGGCCCUGCCCACGUGCCCCCAGGCCGCACCCCUCCACCCCUGCAUACAUGUCUCCCCACCCUAUGCGGGGGCUGCCCAACCAUCCGUCCCAACGGCGCCUGACCCUGACACCCAGAGGCCCUGCUCUGCUCCUGGCAUCAUGCGCCCUUGCCUGCACCCCCACUUCCAGGUCUCUGCUAACCCUCACCUCUUGUCUCCCCAACCUGCUACGGUGGGUGCCUACCAAGAACACAGAGUUCUACAAGCAGGAGAUGGAGCGUUGCAGGAAGGCCCUGACCAGGGCCCGGGUGAAGUCGUCUGUCUGCCUGGAGGCGUACCUGAAGUUCAGCAGCCAGCGUGGGCCACACGACCCCAUGAUGUCAGGCUGCCUGCCCAGCAACCCCUGGGUCACCGACGAUGACACCUACUGGACCUUCAAUGCACCCAGUGUGGCUGUGCCCACGAAGCUCCGUGUGGAGCGAUGGGCUUUCAGCUUCCAGGAGCUCUUGGAAGAUCCUGUGGGACGGGCCCAUUUCAUGGACUUCCUCGGGACCGAGUUCAGCGCUGAGAACCUCAGCUUCUGGGAGGCGUGCGAGGAGUUGCGCCACGGAGGGCAGGCCCAGGUUCGCGCCGCGGUGGAUGCCAUAUACCAGCAGUUCCUGGCCCCCGGUGCUGCCCGCUGGGUCAACAUCGACAGUCGGACGAUGGAGCGGACCCUGGAGGGGCUGCGGCAGCCCCACCGCUACGUGCUGGAUGAGGCCCAGCUGCACGUCUAUAUGCUGAUGAAGAAGGACUCCUACCCGAGGUUCCUGAAGUCCGCCGCCUACAGAGACCUGCUGGCAGAAGCCGUGGUUCCCCCAGAGGCCAAGAGACGGGUGUUCCCGUUUAUGCGUAAACUGCCUCAUGCAAACCCCAGCCCUGCUCUCCUUCCUGCCUCCCCCUCUGGGGAGCCUGUGACCACGGCCAGUGGCCCUGACUGUGGUGACGGGGGCACCUAG
This is a messenger RNA of Lontra canadensis (Northern American river otter), 1642 nucleotides long. It is a transcript of the gene RGS11, whose product is annotated as regulator of G protein signaling 11. Gene Ontology annotation, biological process: G protein-coupled receptor signaling pathway; regulation of G protein-coupled receptor signaling pathway; intracellular signal transduction. The coding region runs from base 23 to 1642 and encodes 539 amino acids. NCBI's taxonomy places the organism in Eukaryota, Metazoa, Chordata, Mammalia, Carnivora, Mustelidae. The transcript is spliced from 17 exons. The record is from RefSeq and is a predicted model, not a curated record.